AUGCACGUCGUGAAGCAGCUGCUGUUCUACGUCGCACAGCGUCCGCUGGCACUCGCGCCGCUCGUGCUCGUGCUCAGUGUCUUCUACGGGUUUGCCCGCGUCUUGACGCUCCAGUACGUCGUCGGCGCUCUGCAGGACGCCGCGUCUCGGCGCUGGUCAACGCCUAUUCCGCGCACGUUCGUUUCUGCGGUCUGUGUUGCUGCAGUCUCUGCGGUCGUCUGCACCGGUCUUGGCCACGAAACUGUACUAUGGAGAGGGAUGUCGACGCCGUAUUGGACACACGUCUUGUGGCUGCCCCUGACGCUGCACAGGGGCAAGUGGAGUCGACUCGUUGGGGCUCCACUGCUCGCGUUUGCAGUGGCAGUGAUUGAGGCGGUGCUAGUGCAGCUGGAACAUGGGGUCGGGGGGGAACUGGUGGCGCCGUUGAGCAGCUGGAGCGUGUUGUCUGUACCCAUGUUGUCGGGGCCCGAGAGGGGUGCACCGAGGGCAAAUGCUGACAGCGUGCACUCGAUUGAUCAAGCAGGCGGAGCGUGGAACGAACGAGCAGCCAGUACUGCAGCAGCAGACAGGGAUCGGGUGGGGACGCUUGUGUACGCUCGGAUGGCGGGUGACCUUGUGCUGGCCGCAGUCGUGUGUGCGGGCUUUGCGUUGGCUCGCUUUUUCCACGAACCGCAAUAUGAUGGUGACAAGUUACGUGAAGCUGCGAGUCAUUGCGACAUCUUGGGCGUGAAGCUACUCCUUGCUCGAGGAAUGAACCCUGACGCGUGCUCUAACGAUGGCACGACGGCGCUGCACGUUUGUGCACAGCAAGCUGUUGACAGGGUAGCCCGAGUGCUUCUCGACCAUGGAGCAAAUGCGAAUAUCAGCGAUCGACUUGGGCUCACGCCGUUGCACUGGGCGGUGCAGGUGCGACGAGAAGAAGUGUCGACCACGAGUCGAUUGACGACGAUCCGACUACUGUUGCGCCACGGUGCGAACCCGCACAAGCCCGACGCCAGCGGCACAUCAUCGCUUUGCCUAGCAUCACGCGACGAAAACCAAGCGUCGCUGGACGUGUUGAACGAGUUCUUGCCUGCAGAGGAUGCUGUCGGGGAGGCAGAUACCACUGAAGCGAUAGGCGAAGCGGAAAGUUAA
Messenger RNA from Hyaloperonospora brassicae, 1134 nucleotides. NCBI's taxonomy places the organism in Eukaryota, Oomycota, Peronosporomycetes, Peronosporales, Peronosporaceae. The record is from the annotation of a GenBank genome assembly.